AAUAAUAGAGGAGGAAGAAAAUAAAAUGUGUUCGUCACACAGGGUGAUUCAAUAAUGCUAUGAAUAAAAACACAAAUCAGCUGAUCAUCAGUGAGCCCAUAAUAUUUGUGUAAGCCCACUAUUGGUACAAAUCGGUUGAACUGCAACACUGCUUAUCAUCUGUUUGGAUUAGUGACAACAAUCAUUGGAAAUUUCCAUUGGGACACAAAAUGGAAUAUUUACUUGUAUAUAUGGGAAAAUUUGCGCAUUGCUUUCAUUUAAGAACUGCGCAAAGAGCAAAUAUAAAUUUACUUGUUAGCGUGUUUUCCUGCAAUCAACAUAUCUUUCUAAAUUUGUAUUUGUUUGGUUAAUUAAUUACAUUAUAUUUGUAUGCAGUAAACCAGCAUCAUAAAAAUAAACCCUUUAACAAAGUUGCUCUGAGUUACAAAAAUAGGAUUAAUAAAUUGUGGCGUGAUUAAAAUUUUUGAAGUAAAAAAGCCAAUCGCUAUUGAAUACGCAUCAUCAUCAUAUUAUCACUUAAUCCAUUAAAGAAAAAAAGUCAUCGUCGAAAGGCUACAAGUAAACAAAACAAUAGCAGCACCAGCAACUGAAGCUACUUUUUUCUGUUCUGAUUGACGUAACUGGCAUAAUUUGAGUAAACAAUGAAUCGAAUGACUAUGGGUUCGGUUCGCGUGGCAAGAAGCGGGAAUCUCUUAAAUGAUACAUUUACAGCAGCUAUUCAAUCUACUGCUUCAACAUCAAAUUCAGACUUUACGUAUACAGAUAAUGGUCAAUUAAAUUCCUCCGGAAAAGCAUCAUUAAUAAAUAGAACUAUGGUGUCAGCUCCUAACAGCGACGCUUUAAAGUCAAGUAAAAAUCCCGAAGAAGCCUCUAAAAUUGUAAAAAAAUCUGAUGUAAUCUGUUUCGAUGUUGAUUCAACUUUAAUCUGUGAAGAAGGGAUCGAUGAGCUGGCAGAUUUUUGCGGUAAGGGUUCGGAGGUAGCACGCGUCACAAAAGAAGCCAUGGGUGGCGCAAUGUCUUUCCAAGAUGCCUUAAAUAUAAGAUUAAAUAUUAUUCGACCAAGCCAAAAGCAGAUCAAUGAGUUUCUCCAACAACGUCCUUGUACAUUAACUAAAAAUAUUAGAGCUUUUAUAGAAAAACUAAAAUCGGAAAGGAAGGAAAUUUAUCUAAUUUCGGGCGGAUUUCAUUGUUUGAUCGAUCCCAUUGCCGAUGAACUGGGAAUACCCCGAAAUCAUAUAUUUGCAAAUAAACUACUUUUUUAUUUUAAUGGUGACUAUGCAAGUUUUGAUACUUCACAACCGACUUCAAAAAGUGGCGGCAAAGCUGAAGCAGUUUCGAUUAUUAAAUGCUACCAUCCCAACACUAAUAUUACAAUGAUUGGUGAUGGUGCGACGGAUUUAGAGGCAUCGCCUCCUGCAAACAAUGUUAUUGGUUUUGGUGGAAAUGUGCUGCGUAAUGAAGUCUAUCAGCGGUCCCAGUAUUACAUUAUGGAUUUUGCCCAAUUAAUGUGAUAAAAUUUUACAGGGAAGCAGAUUACACAUUAUUGGGUGUUUCUACAUCAAUGUAUUUUCAGAAUUUAUAAGUUACUUUAAGAUAAUCAGUAGUAAUAUAUUUUAAAUUAACCAUGAAUUAUACCUGAAUUUCGAACAUUUAGAAACAUUAUAUAAAUACCAACAAGCAUGCCGAAUUAUUCUUUGUAGUAAAGAUAAAAUAUUACAAAUUAUAUUUUGUUAACAAAUAGUGGUAAAUUGAGGUUAUGAAAAUGUAAAUAAAUGUUGAUUGUACAAAUAGUUAUUUAGAAUUCCCCUUGUGGUUGUUAAAAUCACAUUUAUAUAAACAUAAAUAAAGUUAUGGCAAUGGUUAAAUAAAUACAAAAA
Molecule: messenger RNA, 1877 nt
Organism: Bactrocera oleae (olive fruit fly)
Lineage: Eukaryota; Metazoa; Arthropoda; Insecta; Diptera; Tephritidae
Gene: aay
Product: phosphoserine phosphatase
Biological process (GO): dephosphorylation; L-serine biosynthetic process
Cellular component (GO): cytoplasm
Molecular function (GO): L-phosphoserine phosphatase activity; magnesium ion binding
Source: RefSeq, a predicted model, not a curated record